This is a messenger RNA of Lodderomyces pseudojiufengensis, 4881 nucleotides long. Its product is annotated as BPT1. Gene Ontology annotation, cellular component: membrane. Gene Ontology annotation, biological process: transmembrane transport. The transcript has a single exon. The record is from RefSeq and is a predicted model, not a curated record. Bases 1 to 4881 code for a protein of 1626 amino acids. Gene Ontology annotation, molecular function: bilirubin transmembrane transporter activity; ATP hydrolysis activity; ATP binding. Lineage: Eukaryota; Fungi; Ascomycota; Pichiomycetes; Serinales; Debaryomycetaceae.
AUGAAGAAUCUAUCACUAGAUACGAAUUUACAAAAUGAUGGUGAUUUAAUAUUAGGAUAUUCACCAUUUCAUUUAUCUACUUUAAAUCCAAUAUCAUUUUUACACAAUUUUGAUUUUUUGAACUUCAAUAAUGAUCAAUCAUCUGAGAUACUCAAAUCUCAAUCAAUUGAAAAUUUUCAUUUCAAAUUUCCACAAGUAUUAUAUUCAAAUCAUAGUAAUUCAUUAAAUCCACAAUUUAUAUAUUAUAUUUCAACGAUUAUAAAUGUAAUUUUUGGUCUAUGGUUUGCUUAUAAAAUAAUUAAAACUACAAUAAAGAACCGAAAAACUUCAUAUAUUUAUACAUCAACUCCAAUACUACAGACUUUUAAAGUAUUUUUGGCUUUAACACAAAUAAUUUUUAUUAUAGUAUUUUGGAAAUUAACAAAUAUUGUUGUUUUCCUUCCUAUACUAGCAGUUACUAUAUUAGCUUUUAUUACAAUCAUUAUAGAAUUUAGAAACUCACCAAUUCCAACAAAUGUAUCGUUAUUGUAUUGGUUAGUUAAUACUGCUUUCACUUUUGGUAUUUUCAUACAAGAUUCAUUUUCAAAACAUAAAAUAUAUGCAAUAAAUGGGUCAUCAUAUAUACUAGAAAUAUUCAUAUUGGUCAACAGUUUAUCAAUUUUUGUUCUUGAAGUUGCAUAUUAUAAACCAGGAUUUGAAGAUGAAAAUUUACCAUUUUUAGAUAAAAUUAAUUUAUUUUCAUAUAUAACAUUUUAUUUUUUACAACCAAUUAUUAAUAAAAUUUAUAAAACUGAUGAUAUUAAAUUUGAUGAAUUACCUAAUAUUUUAGGUGGUCUCAGUUGUGAUGAAAGUAAAUCUAAAGUAAUUAAAUAUUGGGAUGUUGAAGUUGAACAUUCAAAGGGAAAACCAGGUUGGUUUUGGUACGUGUGGGCUUUUAUUAGAAGAAAAAAAGUUGGAGAAAAUAAACCAAAUUUGUUUGCUGCAAUUUUUUAUGCUUUUUCACCUGAAUUUAUUUUAAGUUUUGUUUUAAAAUGUAUUGAAACUGCUUUAGUUUUCACUCAACCAUUUGUAUUAAUGAAAUUUAUUCAAUUUUUUAGUGCUUAUUUUUAUGAUGAUGUGAAACCACCUAUUAUUAUUGGUUAUGGUUGGGCAGCUACAAUGUUUGCUAUAUCUUGUGCUAAUUUUAUAACUUUUAAUCAAUCUUUUAGUUUACAAUUUAAUAUGGGAUAUGGAAUUCAAUCAGCUUUAACUACAAUUAUUUAUGAAAAAUCUUUAAGAUUAUCACCUCAAUCAAGAAAAAAUAAACCAACUGGUGAUAUAAUUAAUCAUAUAACUAUGGAUAUUGAUAUUAUUUUUUGGUUUUGUUGGAGUUUAGGAGAAUUUAUUUCAGCACCAUUAAGAUUAGGAGUUUGUUUAGUUGCAUUAUAUAAAUUAUUUGAUAGAGCAACUUGGGCUGGUGUUAUUACUGCAUUAAUUGUUACACCUGUUGCAACUUGGGUAAAUACAUCAAUGUCAAAAUUUUAUUUACAAUUAAUGAAAGAUAAAGAUGAUAGAACAAGUUUAGUUACUGAAAUUUUAAAUUCUGCAAAAAGUAUUAAAUUUUAUUCAUGGGAAAGACCAAUGUUACAACGUUUAAGUGAUAUUAGAAAUGGUAGAGAAUUAUAUAAUAUUAAAAAAUUAGGUGUUGUUAGUGCUUUAGCUCAAUUUUUAUGGUCAUGUAUUCCAUUUUUUAUAAGUUGUUCAACUUAUGCUGCUUAUUCAUAUUUUUAUAAUGUUCCAUUAACUCCUGAUAUUGUUUUUCCAGCAUUAGCUUUAUUUGAUUUAUUAUCUGAUCCAAUGUUAUUAAUUCCAAAUUUUAUUGUUGAAGUUAUUGAAGUUGCAACUUCUUUAGGACGUAUAAGGGAUCUAUUAUGUCUUGAUGAAUUAGAUGAUGAUCAAGGUGGUCAUGUUAAAAGAGAUCCUGAAGCAAGUGAUAAUUCUGAAUAUUCAGUUAUCGUUAAAAAUGCUACAUUUGCAUGGACUAAUGAAACUAAUGAUAUUAAAGAAUAUAAAGAUGAAGAAAGUGAAGUUCAAGAUACUCCUAAAACUAAUAUUGCAUUAAAAGAUAUUAAUUUCUUAGCUAAAAAGAGUAAAUUAACAUGUAUUGUUGGAAAAGUUGGAAGUGGUAAAUCUACUUUAAUUCGUGCUAUAUUAGGUGAUAUACCAAUUAAAAUUCCAUCAUAUUCAGAUGAAAAUAAUUCAACUUCUUCUCCAAGUGUUGAAACUUUUGGUUCUAUAGCUUAUUGUCCUCAAUCACCAUGGAUUUUAAAUGGUACAGUUAAAGAAAAUAUUUUAUUUGGUCAUAGAUAUGAUUCAGAAUUUUAUAGAAAAACUAUACUUGCUUGUGAAUUAGUUGCUGAUUUUAAAAAUUUACCAGAUGGUGAUAAAACAGUAGUUGGUGAAAAAGGUAUAUCAUUAAGUGGUGGUCAAAAAGCAAGAAUAUCAUUAGCAAGAGCUGUAUAUUCAAGAGCUGAUAUUUAUUUAUUAGAUGAUGUUUUAUCUGCUGUUGAUGCUCAUGUUGGAAAAGCUUUAAUAAAACAAGUCUUAUCAGAUGAUGGUGUUAUUGGAAGUCGUACGAAAAUAUUGGCUACUAAUUCAAUUCCUGUUUUACAUGAAGCUGCUGAUAUUUAUUUAUUAUCUAAGGGUUCGAUCAUCGAACAUGGAGAUUUCAAAAAGGUAAUACAGAAUAAUGGAGAAUUAGCUCAAUUGAUUAAAGAAUUUGGUAAAAAGAGUGAUGAACAAAAAUCUGAAGAAAAUGGUGUGAAAGAAGAAGAUUCAGAAGAACAUAAACCAAUAUCUACUGAACCUACAGACAAUGGACCAGUUGAUCCAAAAGUUGCAUUACAAACAGAAGAUUUAGUUGAUGAAAUUGUUGAUUAUGUUGGAGAAGCAAACAGAGGGAUUGUUGAACAAGCUGUAUUACGUCGUGCAUCUUUAGUAUCAUAUAAUCAUUCAUAUGAUAAAGAUGAUGAAGAUGAAGAUGAUGGAAUUAUAAGAAAAACUGGUCAUAUUGAAGAAGAAUCAAAAAAAGGUACUGUUCCAUGGGAUAUUUUUAAACAAUAUAUUAUGGCUUGUGAUUAUAAAUAUUUUUCAGUUUAUGUUAUUGGUACUUUAAUUACUUUAUUAAUUGCAGUUGGUGAAAAAUAUUUAUUAAGUUAUUGGUCAGGUUUAAACAAACAAGAGAAUAAAACUGUUAAUCCUGGGUUUUUUUUAGGUCUUUAUGCAUUAUUUGGAGUUUUAUCUGGUUUAUUUACUUAUUUAACUGCAUUGGUCAUUUGGAGUUAUUGUAUUGUUAAAGGAGCUGCUUAUUUUCAUGAUAAAAUGGCUGAAAAAGUAUUACAUUCUCCAAUGUCAUUUUUUGAUACUACACCUGUGGGUAGAAUUUUAAAUAGAUUUACUGAAGAUAUUGGAAAAAUUGAUAUGCAUUUACCUUGGACAUUAAUUGGAUUUAUAACUACAGUAUUAAGUGGUUGUGUUACUUUUGGAGUUAUAUUUUAUUCAUUACCAUUUAUGAUUUUUAUUAUUGCUAUAUUAUUAUUUGUUUAUAAUUAUUUUAGAGCAAGAUUCAUUCCAGCUGCAAGAGAAUUAAAAAGAUUAGAAUCAGUUGCUAAAUCACCAGUAUUAGCUACUAUUCAAGAAUCAAUUAAUGGUGUAGAUACUAUAAAAGCAUUUUUUCAAAGAGAAAGAUUUGUUCACAAGAGUAAAAAAUUUAUUGAUGAAAAAACUUUAAUUGGUGUUGUUAUUCAAAAUUGUAAUAGAUGGUUAUCCAUGAGAUUACAAUUCAUUUCAUCAAGUAUUAUGUUUUCAACUGCAUUAUUAGCUGUUGUUAGUUUAGGUGGUAAAUAUCCUAUUUUACCAAGUGUUUUAGGUUUUGUUAUGACUUAUUCAUUAACUAUCACAUAUGUUUUAAAUUCUGUAGUAAGAUAUUGGGCAGAUUUACAAUCAGAAGGUGUUGCUAUAGAAAGAAUUAUAGAAUAUUGUGAUUUACCAAGUGAAGCUCCAAUGAUUAUUGAAAGUAAAAGACCUGAUUCAAGCUGGCCAGGAGAAGGUGUUGUUAAAUUUAAAAAAUAUAGUACUGCUUAUAGAAAAAAUUUAGAUCCAGUUUUAAAAGAAAUUGAAUUAACUAUAAAUUCAAAAGAAAAAAUUGGUAUUGUUGGUAGAACAGGUGCUGGAAAAUCAUCAUUAACUUUAGCAUUAUUUAGAAUCAUUGAAGCAACUGGUGGUGAUAUUGAAAUUGAUGGAAUUAAUGUUGGUGAAAUUGGCUUAUAUGAUUUAAGACAUCAUUUAACUAUUAUUCCACAAGAAGCACAUACUUUCAGAGCAUCAAUAAGAGAAAAUUUAGAUCCAUUUGCAGAGUAUAAUGAUGAUAAAUUAUGGAAAGUUUUAGAAUUAGCUCAUUUGAAAGAACAUGUUGAACAAAUGGAAACUGAACCUACUGAAGAUGAAAAAAAAUCAUCUAAAAACCCUGAUGAAUUAAUAAAGAAAAAAGGAUUAGAUGCUCAAAUAGAAGAAGGAGGUUCAAAUUUAUCAGCUGGUCAAAAACAAUUAUUAUGUUUAGCAAGAGCUUUAUUAAAUGAAACUAGUAAAAUUUUAGUUGCUGAUGAAGCAACAGCUUCAGUUGAUCCAACUAGUGAUAAAAUUAUUCAACAAACUAUAAGAUCAGAAUUUAAAGAUAAAACAAUUUUAACUAUUGCUCAUAGACUUGAUACAAUUAUGGAUAGUGAUAAGAUUUUAGUAUUGGAUCAAGGUAAAGUAGCAGAAUUUGAUACACCAGAAGCUUUGUUGAAGAAUAAAGAUAGUAUAUUUUAUUCUAUGGCUAAAGAAGGAGGAUACGUAAGUUAG